Puntigrus tetrazona (Sumatra barb) is the source of this 1635-nucleotide messenger RNA. RefSeq names its product adrenergic, alpha-2D-, receptor a (gene adra2da). Gene Ontology annotation, biological process: adenylate cyclase-activating adrenergic receptor signaling pathway. The coding region runs from base 287 to 1504 and encodes 405 amino acids. Gene Ontology annotation, molecular function: adrenergic receptor activity. The transcript has a single exon. Gene Ontology annotation, cellular component: membrane. NCBI's taxonomy places the organism in Eukaryota, Metazoa, Chordata, Actinopteri, Cypriniformes, Cyprinidae. The record is from RefSeq and is a predicted model, not a curated record.
GCCCGAGCUCGCGCGUCUCCACAUUCAGUCCGGUGUGUGGAGAGCCGCCGGUGCCUCUCCGGAGCGCGCGCGGCGCAACUAUUCCGGGAUUGUUUUUGCGCGCCGUUUUUGUUCGAAUCGAGAUAGUUUGGGAUUUAUUUGCGAGCGCGAUGAGCAGCGCUUACCUUUCGAGCAUGAGAAAAUCGCGUCACCAGAGCGCACUGGCGGCGUUUCUGUGCGUCGGUGACACGACCUAACGCGCGAAGUCUGGAAGCACUAACCUGGCUGUCAGAAAGAUGGACUCAGAAUGGGUGUAAGUCAGUCCAAUGCAACGAAAGAGGAUGCCAACAUCACCGUCGCCUCGUGGCCGUACGCGGAGACGGCCGCCGCGUUCAUCAUCCUCGUGGUUUCCGUCAUCAUUCUGGUCACCAUUGUUGGGAACGUUCUGGUCAUCGUGGCGGUGCUGACCAGCCGCGCUCUCCGCGCGCCGCAGAACCUCUUCCUCGUGUCGCUCGCGUGCGCGGACAUCCUCGUGGCCACGCUGGUGAUCCCGUUCUCCCUCGCCAACGAGAUCAUGGGAUACUGGUUCUUCGGCAGCACCUGGUGCGCGUUCUACCUGGCUUUGGAUGUUCUGUUCUGCACGUCGUCCAUCGUGCAUCUGUGCGCCAUCAGUUUGGAUAGGUACUGGUCCGUCACCAAAGCGGUGAGCUACAACCUGAAGCGAACUCCGAAGCGCAUCAAGUCCAUGAUCGCGGUGGUGUGGGUCAUCUCAGCCGUCAUCUCGUUCCCACCUCUCAUCAUGACCAAGCACGGCGAGAAGGAGUGUUUAAUAAACGACGAGACCUGGUACAUCCUCUCCUCGUGCCUGGUGUCGUUUUUCGCGCCGGGGUUCAUCAUGAUCACGGUGUACUGCAAAAUCUACCGCGUCGCCAAGCAGCGUUCGUCCACGGUGUUCGUGGCCAAGAACGGGCUGGAGAGGCAGCCCUCCCAGUCCGAGACGUGCUUCGUGAGGAAGGACAAGUUUGAGAAGGAGUCCCCGAGCAGCAACAGCUCGGAAAGCAACCAGAGACAGGAGGAGCUGGACGAUAUCGACCUGGAGGAGAGCGCGACGUCCGACAACAAACCCAAGAGCUCGCGCUUCUCCAAGCGCAGGCGGGUGGACGGCGCGCGCUGCUGCCCUCAGAGGACCUGCCGCAUCUCCUGGGUUUCCAAUCAGGAGCAGAGCAGCAAACAGCUCGCGGUGGCGUCGAAAACCAAAGUGGCUCAGAUGCGGGAGAAGCGCUUUACCUUCGUCCUGGCCGUGGUCAUGGGGGUGUUUGUCCUCUGCUGGUUCCCUUUCUUCUUCACCUACAGUCUCCAGGCCAUCUGCGGGCAGAGCUGCGAGCCGCCCGAGGCGCUUUUCAAGCUCUUCUUUUGGAUUGGUUACUGCAACAGCUCAGUGAACCCCAUCAUUUACACGAUUUUCAACAGGGACUUCAGAAAGGCCUUCAAGAAAAUCGUUUGCUUGACUGCGCAGCGCACCUGAGAGACGCGUUACGCACGAAUGUCAUCAGACAUCUGCAAACUAAUUAUGGCCUAAUUAGAACUCGUUUCUUCAAACAUCAAACAUGUUUUCGUGUCCAAAUUAUUUUUGCUACUUUUUAAAUUCAUUUUAAC